AUGUUAUUAAGUAAUAAUGUCAAUAGUUUAACUUAUGAGAAUUUAAUGUCAAAGGUUGUUCUUUCGGAACAAAAAGAUAUCAUUGACUAUAUAGAAGAUAUUGAAUACGAAUCUGAAUUGGAUUAUCUUUCAUAUGAAAAGGAAUUAUUUUAUGACGACAUAGGCGAUGAAUAUUAUGAUUACCUGGGGAACCAAGAAAUAUAUGAUUUAUUCGAUGUUGAACAUGAGUUAGUAGAAGGUAGCCACUGCUUAAAUAGAAAAAGGAAAAGUUCUUGUGCCUUUCAGCACAUUGUCAGUGAUAAUGAAUCUCAAUCAAUAUCAAGUUAUAAGUUUCUCAAUAUUUUCCCCCUUAAAUAUAGAGAAACAGUUGAAAUACUGUUAAAUAAUCUUUCCACGAGCACACGAUGUUUUUUCAAUAUGUCCAAAAGAAUUGUUUGGAAUAUAUCGAUGUCCUCAUUAUUGCUAGGCAUGCCUUUAUAUUUAACAAUAAUGUUAGAGAGACAAACGUUAGAAAACGAGCGAUACUUUGAAUUACUUCCAUAUACCAACUUGUCAGGCAUAUAA
Tetrapisispora phaffii CBS 4417 is the source of this 564-nucleotide messenger RNA. RefSeq names its product Tom22p (gene TOM22). The record is from RefSeq and is a predicted model, not a curated record. The transcript has a single exon. Lineage: Eukaryota; Fungi; Ascomycota; Saccharomycetes; Saccharomycetales; Saccharomycetaceae. Gene Ontology annotation, biological process: intracellular protein transport. The coding region runs from base 1 to 564 and encodes 187 amino acids. Gene Ontology annotation, cellular component: mitochondrial outer membrane.